AUGAUGGACGAGAAGUUUGCUAACGAAAUGCCGCCACGCCGCCCCUAUGACCACAAGAUACCGCUCAAGGAAGGAAAAGAACCCCCAUUCGGGUCACUCUACCAGAUCUUCACCCAGGCCAGCUCUUCCCCCGCCGGUGCCCCCGUCCUAUUUGUUAAAAAGGCCGAUGGAACACUCCGUCUCUGCGUCGAUUAUCGUGGCCUUAAUGAACUUACCGUAAAAAACCACUAUCUGCUGCCGCUUAUCUGGGAAACUCUCGACCGCCUCUCCAAGGUCAAGUGGUACACCAAAUUUGACCUUCGCCAAGGGUAUAACCAGAUCCAAAUGGCUGAGGAUGAAGAAUGGAAAACAGCCUUUCGUACCCAUUACGGGCAUUUCGAAUAUACGGUAAUGCCUUUCGACCUCACCAACGAGCCAGCCACCUUCCAACACUUUAUCAACGAUGGCGUCCGUGACUACCUCGACCUGUUCUGUACAGCCUACCUUGACGAUAUUCUCAUCUAUAGCGAUACCCUCGAGGAACAUCAGGUACAUCUCGAAAAAGUCCUGGAAGCUCCACAAAGAAAUGGAGUACUGCUGAAACCAGAGAAAUGCGAGUUUCACACACAAAGUAGUACCUACCUUGGCCUCAUCAUCGAACCCACCGUCAUUAAAAUGGAUCCAAAGAAAGUGGAUACACUGAAGAAUUGGACUGUUCCUAAAACAGUUAAGGAUGUGCAAGCAUUCCUGGGGUUUGCCAACUUUUACCGCCGAUUCAUACGUGGGUUCUCAGAACUGCAAGAGGCUUCUCCCCUUACCAGACUGACACAUAAGGACAUAUCGUUCGGAUUAAUACCCGAAGCCCAAGCUACCUUCAAUGCCCUGAAGGAAGCCUUCACAACCGCUCCCAUCCUCACCCAUUUCGACCCCGAGAAGGAAAUUACUAAGCACUUCCCUGCCGAAUGCAACUACGAGAUUUAUGACAAAGAAUUAUUGGCGAUCAUUCGAUUCUUUGAAGAAUGGCGACCGGAACUUGAAGGGGCUACACACCCAAUCGCCGUUAUAUCCGAUUAUAAGAAUCUUAAAUACUUUAUGAGUACUAAACAACUCAACCGGAGACAAGCACGUUGGGCGGAAUACCUCUCACGGUUCAAUUUUGUCAUCAAGUACCGACCAGGGAAACAAGGAGGAAAACUGGACGCAUUGACAAGGAGAUCAGGAGAUCUCCCUGGAGAGGGGGAUGAAAGGCAAUUACACCAGAGUCAAUUCAUAUUGAAAAAGGAGGAUCUUGAAGCAAAGCUUAAAUAUAACACUGGCCCAUUCCCACAAAGGAUACUGGAUAUGCGGAUCAAAGGCCGAUUGUUCUACCGAGGUAGCAUAUAUGUACCCGACUACGACCCUCUUAAACUCCGGAUCCUCAAACUGUACCACGACGCUGUCUCUGCCGGACACCCUGGACGUGAAAAAAUAUUUGAACUCAUCAGUCGAGACUACUACUGGCCCCUUAUGUGGAAUUAUAUUGCCCGCUAUGUUCGGAACUGCCACAGCUGUCAACGAAGUAAACCCAACACCCAGGGAAAACUCGGCAUACUUCGACCUUUACCGAUCCCCGAACAACCAUGGCAAGAGGUAUCAAUGGACUUCGUUACUGGCCUACCGGAGAGCGAGGGGUACAACGCAAUCAUGGUAGUUGUUGACCGGUUAACAAAGAUGCGAUAUUUCCUAUCCUGCAACACCACCAUCAACUCCGAAGACGUCGCCCAGUUAUACCUGCGAAAUACAUGGAAACUCCACGGGCUACCCACACAUGUCACCUCCGACCGUGGCUUGCAAUUUACAGCCAAAUUCUGGAGGACUCUCUAUAAACACCUCGGCAUCGAAGCAAGAAUGUCCACCACCUUCCACCCAGAGACCGACGGCCAAACUGAAAGACUGAACGCCGUAAUGGAACAAUACCUACAUGGAUAA
Morchella sextelata is the source of this 1947-nucleotide messenger RNA. RefSeq lists its product as uncharacterized. Lineage: Eukaryota; Fungi; Ascomycota; Pezizomycetes; Pezizales; Morchellaceae. The coding region runs from base 1 to 1947 and encodes 648 amino acids. Gene Ontology annotation, biological process: DNA integration. Gene Ontology annotation, molecular function: nucleic acid binding. The transcript has 5 exons. The record is from RefSeq and is a predicted model, not a curated record.